Pocillopora meandrina is the source of this 9932-nucleotide messenger RNA. The record is from the annotation of a GenBank genome assembly. Lineage: Eukaryota; Metazoa; Cnidaria; Anthozoa; Scleractinia; Pocilloporidae.
AAACUAACAUGGCGUCACGUUUUACAAAGUUCUGUGUGAAUAAUUUUCACCUUCAAUCCUCUCCAUGGAAAGCUUUUAGACGUUUAAGGUCACAAAUUUUGGUAAGAUUCUUUUAUGAGUGGUUUGGAGUUUUUCCUGAGUUAGCUAUCAGAUGUAAAAUAACGCGUGGAUUGUGACAUGACCUUCAAUUGAGCCCUCUAGGAUUCCUCGCUCCAGUAGAAGAUCCUAGUCUUUUUUUCUUUGAGACAAAGAGCGACAGACAGUUCAUUUCAUUGCGAUAAAUCUUCUCUCUAAGAAAUAAAUUCAAAGUGAUAAGAUCCUCUCAAAUUUGCACUUUUAAGAAACGCUGCUACCGUCAAAUCAAUAUUAAUGCUUUUAUAAUUACAUACAGUGGCCAAAGAUACUUACAAGGAGCCAAUUAGCGUCUGUGUUUGAAAUUGACGAUCAGGGAAUUAAGAGAUAUCAUUAGUUCUUUUAGUUACACAAUAAAGCUGAAAAUGUUCUGGUAUCACUCUAAUUUACGGAAGGUUUCAGCUCAGUUUUCCGAUCCUCUUUCUCUGAUUUUAUUUGUAGAUUCGAGGCUUGUCCUCAGAUUCUGAUUUUAAGGUAUGUUACACACUAUGUGGCAUGGUGGCCUGUUAGGGAUCAUAAGUCCUAUCUAUUUGAUUAAUGUCGUGUUUUUUAACAAUCUCUUUAUUUCUGUCUCUUCACCUUUGUAAUUUAAGAGUGGCAUGCAAAUAGAAUUAAUCAGAAAGUUGGGAAAAAGUUAAAAGGAGACAUUAAUCCUUUAUGCCCGAACAUCAGUAUCCAUAUUCUCCAUUCUCUUCUUUAUACGUUUCCUUUAGUACUGACAAGGAGAAUUGGUUUUACAACCGUAGCUUCUUUGGGUGGCAAUCAUUUCCUUUAUUCUCAUGAUCUCAACAAAUGAUUUAGCCAAAUUACUGUAUGGAGAAAUUAGAUGCUGGUCACUCUCAGGGUUUAAAGGGUUAAACAGACUGUGCAAGUCAGUUAAAAAAUCUCCUUUCAGUGGUCCAACAAUAUAGCACAACAGUUUUUGAUACAAACUAUCUGCUUAAAAAUACUCAGUCUCUUAUGUUCCUUUAAAGUAAAUAAUGAGACUUUUCCAUCACUAAAAAUCCUCUCUCCCUCCCUUACUUACGUUGUGGUAUUUUUAUUUAUUUUUGUGAGGUGGCAUUGUAUAACCAAAUUUACCAGCUUGUCUUUUCAAGGCUCCUUUACUUCCCAUAUUAGUGUUUUAUGUUUUGAAAUCAAGGAAAUGUGUUCUGCACACAGUAUGAUAAUUACUGGUAAUACUGUGUAAUGGUCAGAAGAGUGGUUGUAAUAAUUUUCCUAUGAUUUUUCUUUUCAUCAAUUUGUUCUGAUUAAGUCUGCCCUUCUUAUCUGAUUAGCCCUCUUCUCUAGAAUGGAGAAUGUCAUUUUCUCAAAUAAAUGCCCUUGUUCUAAUAGGCACCCUCCCUGAAAUAAGUUCCCAUCCACAAGGCCAAAUACAGCAUCCUCUGGAAGCCUUACAAAAUAAUAAGUCCCCUUGUGGUUUAUGAGAGCAUUCAUGAUACACUUCCUUUCCUUGAAUAAACACCCACACUCUUAUAAGGACCCCUCCUUGAAUAAACACCCCCACCCACAGGGCCAUAAUGUAAACAUUUGCUUCUCUCAAAUAAACACUCUUCACCCCUCUUUUCCUUGCUUUCAGUGGGUAUAUAAGGAACACCUUUUUCUGUAGUCACUUUGUUUAUAACUUUUUGAGCUUCAGCAGGAUCAGAACAGAACAACAGUAAGUGCCCCCCAUAAUAAAGCACCCUCUUCCCAAUAAGCACCCAUCAAAUUUCUAAUAAUUAAGCACUUGUGCAUUUAUUUAUGUAAAUAUGGUAAGUUUCCAUGUUUUUAAUGUAUUAUAUAUUUUUUUUAAGUAUGAUAGGCUUGUAGUUGAACCGACCAAGUCUCCAAAAUCCAAAUCAGACUAUAAUACAUUAGUCUUUGGCGCUGAGUUUACAGAUCACAUGCUUAGUAUUGAAUGGACUGCAGAGAAUGGCUGGGCUGAUCCAAAAAUUAAACCAUACCAAAAUUUGUCAUUACCUCCAUCCUGCUCUGUCUUUCACUAUGCACUAGAGGUAGGGAAACACAGUUAUUUCCUUUAGAACCAUUUUCAAUUAAUUUUGAUAUACUCAUUUGGAUUUAUCCUUUGUGACUGGGUUUGAAGAAACUCAAUAAUUUACCGGUAGAUACAAAACUAAAACCAAUUGCAAUUUGGCAACACUUGCACAUAUUUUCCUGCACAUGAUGUUACUUAAUUAUAUGUUUAUACCUCAAAUUUUCAGUGGCCCCUCACAGUUCUAACCUUUGUUCAUAUUAAGCAUUGUGUUUAUUCAAUAAUUUGUUUUUAUUUUGAACCCUAAAAUGAUAAGAACCUUAACAUGAUGACUUUGUAAUUCAAAAUAAACUACAUUGUAGUCCUUCAUAUUAAACUGCCAUCAAUUAAUGGAUAUAGAAACUGAAACAAGCUGAAUAGACCAAACUCUGUUGAUCACAACCUUGUAAACUAUCUCAAAUGCUUAACCCUCAAGAAAUAGUCUUAUGGUGAAAUAAUUGUAUGUUGUCUUUGUUUGGAUAGAUUUUUGAAGGCAUGAAGGCAUACAGGGGAGAUGAUGACAAGAUCAGGUUAUUUAGACCCAUGGAGAACAUGAGAAGAAUGAACAGAUCAGCUGACAGAGCUUGUCUACCAGUGAGUCAUAUUUUUGUUUUCAACUGAGUUCAAAAUGAUAUUUCUGUUCUUUUAAAUGAGCUUAACAGAAUGAUAUUUUGAAUAUCAAGAACAGUUUAACUCUACAUGUUACCAGUUGCUUUGAGAGAGGUGGUACUGUAGCAGCAAAUCCAGGGAGAGGGCCACGAGGUCUAAACAACAGCCCCCCUUCCCCCUUUUAAUGAGACCAAUUGGUUUUUGUACUUCUUGUUUGACACUAAAAGUCUUGCAGUGACUGGAUUGCAUGUUUGUAGUCAAUAUGAAGUGUUCAAAUGUUGUUUAUCUUGAUUAUUUCUUAGCUUAUUAAGUUGGAAAUAUUUUCUUUGUUUUCUGAAUCAUGGUUUGGUGUCAUUCUUUCCCCCCUCCCUCUCUUUGUAAAAAAAAUUCCUGGAUCUGUCUCUGGAUUGAAGUGAUUGAUGAUGAGGAUGACUGACUAGGAUUUCAAUCCAUGAGCUCAAACAAUUUCGACCUUAAAAAUUCCAUGAUGGACAAACAUGGAUGUUAGGUAAUUUAGUGUUAACAACUGAUUUGAGAACAUAAAUUGGCCAUUGUAAAGGGUGAAAAAGCUGACAUUUCAAGCAUUAGCCCUUUGUCAGAGCGAGUGACAAAGGGUUAACACUCAAAACGUCAGCUUUUUUUACCCUUUAUGAUGGCCAAUUUACAUUAUCAACUCAGUUGUGAACACUAAAUUACCUGCUAUACUCUCCCACCGACGCAGCACCACAGUUUCUUUAGAAACUUACCUCUGUUAAACAUGGAUGUUGUUGCUUUAAAAUUAUCAGAAUUUUUCCCACUUGAGAACUGUUGUGUUGCUUCUCAUGGCAGGGUUUUGAUGGUGAAGAACUUGUCAAGUGUAUAAAACAUCUUAUUAGCAUUGAAAGAGAAUGGGUGCCUUAUUCAAACAAGUGUUCCUUAUACAUUCGACCAACUCUUAUAGCAACACAGGUAAGGUGGACCAUUAUAAUAAUUAAUAUAUAGAUUUAGCCAAGCCUAAAAGCAGAGCUUGCAUAUUUUUUUUUCCUGCACAUCUCAAGGGCACAACGCCUUGCCCUAGCCAGGACUAGAACCCUGGUCAUCUGACUUGGACCCCAGAACACUGACCACUGGACUACUGGACAAAACCGUGGCAUUGGUGUGCCUGCGGUACAGUUGACCAAACAUGUUAAAAGUAGUACCAUGUACGGUCGUACGGUCGUACAUCCAAAUUUUUUCGGCUUGAUGGGUUACUACUAUUUUGUUUAAUUAUGGGGCUACACUCUGCGAGAUAGCAAGCCUUCAAAUCACAGUAAAAUUCAACUAUCAUUCCUGGACUCGAACUGUUUUUUAUUUUAGUAAUUUUCAUUAAGUAUUCUUCAGCUAAAACCAUUUUACUUCUCUAUUACUAUUUCAUUGUAUGUCAAUUGAGUGAAUUGACAGGGAGUGCAUCAGCCAAUCAGAAUGCAGUUGUUCACCGAAGUAACAAUUUUCUUAUAGCCUGUUUGUAAAGUGGCAAGAUUUCUAAUCCUUCCUCCAUCCUAAAUUUUUAAUCUUAAGCCCAAUCUUGGUGUAAACAAGACGUCCUCAGCCUUGCUGUAUGUCAUCUUGUCUCCUGUUGGACCAUACUUCAAGACAGGGACAUUCAGUCCAGUUGCACUGCUAGCUGAUCCUUCUUUUGUCAGAGCCUGGCCUGGAGGUGUUGGAGACUGUAAGAUGGGAGGGUUUGUAUCUUAGAAUUUACUCUGUAGAAAACAUUAUGGCUUGGGAAGUAUUACUGAUAACCCACAAUGCAAAGAAUUCUUUUCUUCCCUCUCACUGGACAAGAGCAUACCAUGCAACCUGCUAAGUAAUGCUUUCACAAAUAAUGGUUUAAGAGUUUUGCUUCAAAUGAUGUUCAGCUCAUGGGUAGUUGUGUCCUUUUUGUGAAAAAUAGCAGAUUCCUCUCUAAGCUGUUUUAAAAUGAUUCCCAACAUUUUUAGAAAAUACAAUUAUUUUAGAUAUAUUUAUGUUUUGUUUAUUUUCAUAACAGAAAUUAUGGUCCUACCAUACUUGCUCAAAGACAUGCAGAAAUGCAAGGCUUACAACAGGUUCUGUGGUUGUAUGGUGAAGAGCGACAGGUCAGAAAAUAUAAAAUAAGAGAAUUCUUUGUAUAGAGGAAGAAAAUAUAAUCAGCUGAUUAUGAUUCUCAAAGCACCACUUUAAUAGAUAUUCACAGUUCACAUAUUUUUUUCCUCACAGAUUACAGAGGUUGGAACCAUGAAUAUAUUUAUGUUUUGGAUUAAUAACGAUGGAGGUAAGCAUAGGAUUUAUUAUCAUUUGAUGCAUUCCAUAAGCCAAUAGCUGAUCAGUGAAUUGUAAAUUGCUGCUUACAAACAAUAGUCUGAUCAUGGGUAACACCAUCUAACUGUUUUGCAAUACAAGUAAUUUUAUCUCUGCGUGUUACUGUAUCUUAGCUGUUCUGUCGGUGGAAAAUGGCUAGUCAUGUUGCUGACCUAGCUAAGAGUGGUGACCAAAAACAUAUAGGAUGAUACAAUAGUUAAAUGAUAACACAAGGACUUUCAGGUAACUCUUUUAACUCCCAGUGAGUUAAAAGGGUUACAGAAGUGAUUAACAUGUAACUUCUCCCCAUAAUAUCCAUAUGUUACCCAGAAAACAGGUAAUGAGAACAUUCAGACUUAUCAGGUAGAGGUUGUUAUCUUGAUUGCACACCAAAUUCUCAUAACUUAUUUAUAAGAAAAUGUGUAGCAGACAGAGGGGAGAAUUAACAAUCAGAUCUUGGGAGCUAGAGGGUUAAUAGUGUUGCAUAGAUCACUAUAUUUUCAUUGGUUAAUGUCAUCCAGCAAAUGAUCAAUGACAAAGAGAUGAAAAAAUGCUGAACACAGCAUACUUCUAAGACGGUUAAAACAACAUUCUAGCCAUUCUAUAGAAAGGCUUUUUUUUUUAAAUUUUCGUUCAAGUGAUCACCAUUAUGAAGUUUAUCCCUUUCUUAAUCUGGUUUUUUUUCUCAUGUUUUUUAUUUCAGAGAAGGAACUGAUCACCCCACCCCUCAAUGGUUUAAUUCUUCCUGGAAUUACACGAAAAUCUUUACUAGAACUGGCCAAAAGCUGGGUAGGAAACCUUUGUUUAAUACUUUAACUCCCAGACCAAAUUUGUAAUUCUCCUUACUAAGAAUCAUACAAUUGUUUUGAUGGUAGUUUAGAGAAUUCAGUAUCAGAUCAACUAAUUAUCCCCAAAUUGAUAGUUUUCUUUAUUCUCAUCACUUGUAUGGUUGAUAUUGUAUUGAUAUUGUAAGGAGAAAUUCUGUCUUGGUCACUCAUGAGAGUUGAAGGUGAGAGGAGGAUAGGAAAAGGAACAACAAAGGAUAUUGUAAGACAACUUUUGUUCUAAAAGAGGUUGUUGAUUUGGGCCUGAGAGUAGGUAAUACUUUGUGGAAUCUCAGUUUCUGGAAUUUGGAAUUGCUUUUACCUUAAGAAAUUACAUACUUUUUUAAUUAUUAUUUACAUCCUAAUAUCAAAAAACUGCUAUUCACUGAGAUUUUAUCUCAUGGACUUUGAAUCAUUUUAAAGUGAUGUCAUAUUGCCUCAACUUUUUUAACCAAACGUUUUCGUGAAAUAGGAAAACAACAUAUUUGUACAUUUUAGUAUACUUUUUGUAACUAAGUUUGUACUUCCUCUUUUCCCACAGGGAGAAUUCAAAGUUGUAGAAAAGGAAUUUAAUAUGGACGAUGUUAUACAAGCUUCACAAGAAAAUAGGGUAAAGAAGUUCACUCUUGACACUACCUAACUAGACUUUUAUAACUGCUUUAGUUCAUAAACAUUUAAUUAUGAUAACUUUUUCGUGGAAAAAAGUAUAGGCAAAACGCGACAGGCUCUCAUUGCAGAUGUGAUGUUGAUUUAAGAAUUAGGAAAGAAUACAAGUGCUUGUACCCGUGACACCCCCCCCUUUGUAAGCAAACAACUUGCACAACUUGCAAUAUUUAGGUGGCGAAAACUGGUGAUUACUCUCCGUUUGAUUCAGUGUAACACCCCCCCUCCCCUUUAAAACCCCGGCUACGCCCUUGGUAUAUAUUUGUAAGUUAAUUCAAGUCAUCAUAAAUCUGUUGUUAAGCCACUUUUUGUUUUGAAACUGUCGAGUGGCUCAGUGGAAGAGCGUUGGAUCGUGGAAUCCGUAGGUCUGACUCACUGGGAGGCUCUAGAUUUUUCCCUUUGUUCCGCGCUCAUGACAAGGUUGAAAACGUCUUUCUCCGUUUCAUUACCAAGCUCAAGAUUUCUCAUCUUUCUUAUUUAUUUUGCGAAACUUAAUGUUAUAUUUUGUCAACCCUUUCGUAGAUAAAGGAAAUGUUUGGAGCAGGAACAGCCUGUGUGGUGUGUCCAGUGAACAGAAUUCUUUACGAGGGACAGGUAGGAGAAUAAGAGAAACAAUUGAAAUCUGAAUUGCAAGACCAGUGUGAACUUUAGGUACCCAGUCACUACGGUGACAUGUCAACUCGCCGAUGCCUUUGGUCAACUUACCAACAGUCGUACUUGGUCAACUCGCCGACAUACCGGUCACUUCGAUGGCAUCCUCGGUCACUUCGCCGACAUUCUGAAGGUGUCGGCGAGUUGGCAAAUGGUGAACGUGAGUUGACUAAUAGUGUAGGCGAGUUGGUUGUCGGCGAGUUGAUAUGUCGGCGACGUGAUCGGUAACAGUCAUAUUGGGGCCAAAGUCACUCGUACUUGUCCAACACACUUUUUGAUAUCAUUCAGCAAACGAAAUAAAGUGAAGUAUUGAAACGAAGGUAACAAUUGGAGCGAAAUAUACAUUUGAAGCAGAGGUAACAAUUGGCACGAAAUGAACAUUUGAGGCGCUUGCUAAAAUAAAAUAAGAAAUAACAAGUUACCACAAUUAUACGCAAAGAAAUCAUCAAAUGAAAAAGAAAAAUUAAGGACGACAAAAGACACUUACAAACGUUGUACGAGAUCCUGGCUGGCUAAAGAUAAUAAAAAAUGAUUAAGAAAACGAUGGCACGGUGCAAGUCAAACGAUAAAGCCGAAUGAAUAAAAGUUUCGGCUAAGAACUUAUACGAAUGACACAAACGAAAAAAAAUUAUGCACAAAAAAAAGUAUUAGAACAUCGAUGAAAGUAAUGGACGUGAAAACAAAAGAACUUAAUGAAAAAGCGACAAAGGCGAAAAACGAAUAGCGUAAAAAUAAAGUCCAAAUAAUUUUGGCGGCAGCAAGUCAGAAGAGUCGAAACUACUUGCACAGUUCAAACGGUAGUGCCCAUUGAUGGUUUCUUUCCAAUAACCUGUCUGGCACUUCUCCCAUUUUGUCCCUCAUUUUAUAGAUGCUCUUUUUCUUGAGGGACUUAUUCGUCCUUGUAAUUCUCUAUGUCGUUGUUUAGAAUAUCAUGAUUCCCACCAUGGAAAACUUGGAAGUCACUAAGAGAUUUUACGACGAACUAACUGCGAUACAGGUAUGUUUAUGGUUAACGGGGUACUGGCAUUGGCACGAUACUGUUUUAUGAAAUUGAACGACAAGGUGACGUUGUUUUUCCAAGAAAAUCAAUCUUUUCUGUCUGUUCAUGUACGCUGUUUGUUACUUGCUGAAAGCAUAGAUUUAUUAGUGGAGAGGAAUGGUAUGACGGGAAAUUUUUAGGACUCGUUUUUGAAAUUAUUAAUUCAGGUGGACAAGGACAUUUUACGUUUUUUUAGGGAAACGUCUGGGAAUUUCAAAAACGCAUAACGGUAGCAACCAUGUGGUACGGAAUUUCUCGUGCCAGACUCUUCACAAACCCUAUCACAGGCUCGCUUCUUUAGCCGGCACGAAAAAUCGCGGCUUUAGCGAUUGAAAAGACAAAUUUAUACCAGACACAAAGGGGUUUUUCUUAGCGUCAUCUUCUUAACAAGUGCUACCCUGAUAUCAUUAUCUUCAUGUUUUAUCUUUCAGUAUGGUCGCAAUCCUUCUCCUUGGAGCGAAUUUGUGGAUUAAAUACUGAAAAAUUAGCGGGCGCUAGCGGGUGCGUGGCCGGUAAAAGUUGAUCUCCUUGCGCGUGCCUUACGUUUGACCUCUGUGAUGCAGUUUUUUCAAGUGCGCUUUCCCGCGCUUGACACUGAUACGUGAAUGGAAAUUAAAUAGCUAGACUCUUUUUUUCUCAUUUUCCUGUAGCUUAGAAGUGCUUCAAGAAAAAUACGUUUUAAUGAACUGGUCAAGCGAGAACUCUUAACUUUUUUCAUGAAAAAUACAAGCACUAUCGGGUCGCCAUUGCAUUCAAAUUGAAUCUUUCAGUCGUGCUCUGAAGCAUGAUUGCUGGAAAGACCUUCUUUCAGAGGCUGAAACCUCGUUUAAAUGUCAUAGGGUGUAUCUGUGAUUUUAGAUUGCAGGUAAUAAUUUCAGAGAAAUCUUACUACUUUUUUGAGCUGACGAGCAAAUUUAAGUUAUUUAGGCUUUUGGUUUGCUUAAAGCAACGUGGGAUAAAAUAUUUUUGUUAAGGUGGAGUGCGAUGGGAUUGUUAAACCACAUCGUAAUGUUUUUAUUAUUUUAUCAUUUUUCGACAAGGAAGUCGUAAUUUUUUAACUUAUAUAGGUUUAAAGAAACAGUGUACACCUUAUUUAGAGGUGAAAACAGGUUUUUUUUUCUUUUCCUCUAUAUGCUAAUGACUCGAUCGCACUCUAUGUAGUAGUAUGACAUUUUAUUUAUCCAAACAUUGGUGUACUUUAAUAAACUGUAGUGGGUUCGUUUGAUAAUUGGCGUCUGCCAUGUCAAUACUUUCCUUUCUCCCCUUCUGUGAGAAAGUGUGUUGGUGGAGGAGGGAGGGGUAAAUAAUCCAUCGGGAACUUUGCAAGAUAGAGAGUUUGUGUCUGGAUUCUUAAACCUUUUCUUUCUUUUCUUUCUCUUUUAGACGAAACCCGGUCAUUUUGAUACCCUAAUUUAGACAAAAGAAAAAUUGGUGUAGUGUGGAAGAUCGACUUCAUUCUAUUAAGUGUAUCAUACUCAGAUAAAUCAUUUUAGUUAGGAUUAAAAACGUAAUUGCCAAUUGCCACACAUUAGGCCGCGUAUCGUUGACGCCAACACUUUUUUAACCUUUAACUCCGAUGAGUGACUACGACAAUAUCAAUACAAUAUGAUUAAGCAGACAAGAGACGAGAAUAAAGAAAAAUAUCAGUUAGGGGAUUAUUUAUUGAUCCAAUACCAAAUUCCCCAAUCUUACAUCUUAAGAA